ACGGCGUCCCUCUGCUUCCCGGCCUCCGCCGCCGCAGCAGAUGAGACAGAGUCCCUCUCUGUCCCUGCUGCCUGCUGCCUGCUGCCUCCAGAGAAAUUCCGACACGAUCGACUUGGCCUCCAGAGAAACUCCGACUCAAAACCCACCCUGCUCUGCUCCAAAGAAAGAAAUUAUACACUGCGUACUAGAAAGCUUUCAAUCUGGAUCGCCGGAACUGUGCUCCACCGGAGAGGGAAUUCUUCUUCUUGCAAGUUAAGGAUGACGGCAUCCAACGCAAAUUCGUCAUGUAAUUGUUCAAAUACCUGUUCCUCGGAGGGGGCAGCUGACCAGGGUGAUAACCUUUCGAGGCUGUUCACGGACUUCGCCGUGGACAACAACACGUUCGCGGAGGCGCGCAUCAGGGCCGCUUUCUACCCCAAAUUCGAAAAUGACAAUUCCGAUCGACAGACAAGGACUCGGAUGAUUGAGAUGGUGUCGUGUGGCUCAGCUACCAUGGAGGUUACGCUGAAGCAUUCAGGAUCUCUAUUCAUGUAUGCCGGUCACCGUGGUGGAGCAUAUUCCAAGAACAGCUUUGGAAAUAUCUACACUGCUGUGGGCGUUUUUGUCCUGGACCGUAUGUUUCGUGAAGCUUGGGGGAAGGAAGCCCCUAAAAAGCAAGCCGAAUUUAAUGAUGUUCUUGAGAAAAAACGGAUAAACAUUUCAAUGGAACUUGUGACGGCUGUAUUAGGAGACCAUGGGCAAAGGCCAAAGGAUGACUAUGCCGUGGUUAUAGCUGUAACAGAGUUAGGUCAUGGCAAACCAAGGUUCUAUUCUACUCCACAAGUGAUUGCCUUUUGUCAAGAAUGGCGCCUACCAACAAAUCAUGUGUGGCUAUUUUCCACAAGGAAAUCUGCCACUUCUUUUUUCACUACCUACGAUGCAUUGUGUGAAGAGGGGACUGCCACGCCGGUUUGCACAGCCCUUGGCGAAAUAGCUGAUAUAUGUAUACCAGGGUCAAAGGAUCAUGUGAUGGUACAGGGUGAGAUUCUUGAAGGCCUGGUUGCCCGUAUUGUUAGCCGUGAAAGUUUGGUUCAAAUGGAACAAGUCUUGAAAAACUUCUCACAUCCUCCACUAGAUGGAGUUGACUCUGAUUUGGGACCAAGUUUACGUGAAAUAUGCGCCGCUUAUAGGUCAGAUGAAAACCAGAAAAUUAAAGUACUUCUUGAAAAUGUUGGAUCUUCAAUAUGUCCAGACCAUUCUGAUUGGUUUGGAAGUGGUGGUCUUGAUGCUCAGUCUCAAGACGCUGAUGAAUCGGUUGUCACUUGCUUUUUGCAAGCACAUCCUACUGACAAUACAACUAAGAAAUUGCAGGAGAUGAUUCGUGUGAUCAAGCAGAGAAAUUUCCCUGUAGCACUCAAAUGUUACCAAAAAGUUGAUUCUCUUUCAAAUGAUAACUUGUAUUACAAGAUGGUUAUCCAUGUGCACAGUGAUUAUGUUUUUACAAGUUAUCGGCAAGAGAUGAGGAAAAAGCAAGGGUUAUGGCCACUGUAUAGGGGUUUCUUCGUUGAUGUAAACCUGUUCAAGGCGAAUAAUAGGAAGGCUGCUGAACAUCCCAAAGACAGUAACACUUUACUGAAAAAUAUUGAUGGUGCCGAGAACAGUGACGAGGAUUCAAAUUUGAUGGUCAAACUAAAAUUCCUGACUUAUAAGGUAAGGACAUUUUUAAUUCGGAAUGGCCUCUCCACCCUCUUCGAAGAUGGCCCAUCUGAUUAUAGAGAUGAUUGCCUGAGACAAAUGGAGAAUUGGGGAACAUCAGCAAGUAAACAGAAGGAGCUUUGCGAACUGUUGGAUGAAUGGGCUGUGUAUAUUACAAGAAAGUGCGGAAAUAAUGCACCCUCGUCCUGGACGUAUCUUAGCGAGGCAGAGCCUUUCUUUGAACAAUAUGCUAAAGCAAACCAGGAUUUGAUAGGGGCUGCUGGUGAAUUGGUUCAAGCGUCUAGUCCUACUACGUCCCUCAAUGGUGUUUCAAAACCCGAGGGCCUCAUCGUCUUCUUUCCUGGUAUACCUGGUUGUGCAAAGUCUGCUCUAUGCAAGGAACUAUUGAAAAUGCCUGGUGGCCUUGGUGAUAAUCGCCCUCUUCAUAGUCUGAUGGGAGAUCUUCUUACUAAAAAAGCAAAAUACUGGCAAAAGGUUGCUGACGAGCGGAAAAAGGAACCAUUUACAAUAACCCUCGCCGACAAAAACGCACCAAAUGAGCAAGUGUGGCGGCAGAUUGAGAAUAUGUGUGGGACCACAAAAGCGGCUGCUGUUCCUGUUGUUCCUGAUUCUGAAGGCACCGACACAAAUCCAUUUUCUCUUGAUGCUCUUGCUGUUUUCAUGUUUCGCGUACUCCAGCGGGUCAAUCAUGAGGGAAAUCUGGACAAGGCAUCACAGAAUGCUGGUAAAGUUGUGCUAGAGUUUUACAACCUCUAUGAUGGCAAGAAUCGAAGAGAAUUCGAAGGCCGACUGCACGAGCGUUUCGGCUCCUUGGUUAAGAUGCCUCUCCUCAAGCCAGAUAGAGCUCCAUUGCCUGGUGAUGUCAAAAGUAUCUUAGACGAGGGGCUUAGCUUAUUCAAAUUGGAUCGAAGCAGGCAUGGAAGAAGAGUGGAGCCAUCAGAAUGGACACAGUGGGAGGAGAGGUUGCGCGAGAUCUUGUUGGAGAAUGCUGAUUAUCUUAAAUCCAUUCAGGUUCCGUUUGAGGCUGCGGUGAAACAAGUAGUGGAACAGUUAAAGGCCGUGGCAAAAGGUGAUAUCAAACCACCUGAUACUGCGAAGCGGAGGUUGGGCAAUAUCGUUUUUGCUGCUGUUACAUUAUCCCCGGCAGACGUAUUGGGCCUUGUCCGGAAGGUUGCAGAGAAGGACACGGAUGUCGACAAUUUUCUCAACGGCAUAAAAUUAGAGGAUAGCCUCAAGAACAAGGUGCAUGUCACCCUCGCCCACAAAAGGGUCCAUGGUGUAGCCGCGGUCGCAAGUUAUGCGGUCUACGAGAAGCAGGAACUAGCCGUAUCGUUUAACGCCUUCGUCUACACCGAUAAGAUGGCUGCCCUCGAGGCACAGAUUGGAACGGUAAACGGAGAGACCAUUGUCUGCAGAAAUGAUUGGCCACAUGUUACUCUAUGGACAGCUGCAGGCGUGGCACCAAAGGAAGCAAACACACUGCCGCAGUUGGUUUCCCAGGGAAAAGCAAAGCGGGUGCCGGUCGACCCUCCUAUCACCAUCUCUGGAGUUGUCGACUUGAACUGUCUUUAGAUUAGAUAUUUGUACACUAUUCGGUGGGACCGAUCAAUACAAAAUAUGCAAGCUUUAGGCU
Triticum dicoccoides is the source of this 3328-nucleotide messenger RNA. Its product is annotated as tRNA ligase 1-like. Gene Ontology annotation, molecular function: ATP binding; RNA ligase (ATP) activity. Gene Ontology annotation, biological process: tRNA splicing, via endonucleolytic cleavage and ligation. Lineage: Eukaryota; Viridiplantae; Streptophyta; Magnoliopsida; Poales; Poaceae. The record is from RefSeq and is a predicted model, not a curated record. Bases 259 to 3267 code for a protein of 1002 amino acids. The transcript is spliced from 28 exons.